Messenger RNA from Sander lucioperca (pikeperch), 3716 nucleotides. It is a transcript of the gene tmem102, whose product is annotated as transmembrane protein 102. The record is from RefSeq and is a predicted model, not a curated record. Bases 521 to 2092 code for a protein of 523 amino acids. The transcript has 6 exons. Lineage: Eukaryota; Metazoa; Chordata; Actinopteri; Perciformes; Percidae.
GCUACCACACCGACCUUAUCACUGCAAGUCAAAUGGUCUGCUAAUAUGGUUGUACAGCAAGCAGUCAUAUGCAUAUAUGUAACGCAGCACAUGCUAAUUAGCUAUUCAUAUAUUACGAAUGACGUAAUUAGCUAUUGUUGACUGUCAGACGGCAGGCUGGCUAAUUAGCUCGGCUAUUAGCUAGCUUAGCAGCUAUAGGAGCAGGGGAGCUUGCUCGCUAAUUGACCUAGUUCAGUGGGGCAGAGGCCAUGUUGUCAUUCCACUCGGCUGAGCUGUGUUUACGUUAUAAGUUUGUGGCUUGUUACUUUUAGGUCACACUUUUUAGGACAAUUAUUUGGACCUGUAAACAAAUAACCACUCCAAAUACUGUGACAAACUUAAUGCACUUGACGCUAAUUACUUAAAUCCUCUCAUCUUGGAAUGCGAAAUAUGCCGUUCAUUUUUAACCCAUUGCUUAAGGCAUGACUCAACCAACUCAAUCCCAUGGACACAUGCUAGGAUACAGUGCAGGAUAGAAGACAUGCCAAAUAAACAGGUUGUAGAGAUGGAGUCCCUGAUGAGUGCGGUGGCGCCGCGCUCCCCUGCCCCCGCCAAGAAGCUGUCAGAGGUGGACUUCCGGUCGGGGGCCACCUUGGAGCAGUUGUCAGCCCAGGUGUCUGAGCUGGUAUUACUGGAACAGGGAGAGUUCGGAGACCAGACCGCCUUAGAGGUCCACACCGCCAAGGACUUUAUCUUCAACAUGCUAGGCUUAGUCCAAAAGGUAGACCAGCGCCUCCCGGUGGCCAACGAGUACCUGCUGCUGUCCGGCGGGGCCCGGGAGGGCGUGUUGGACCUCAGCCCCGAGGACCUGGGCGACUACGCAAAAGGGGCCGACUUUGACCUGGACUUCACCCUGCUGGUACCCGCCCUCAAGCUCCAUGACCGCAACCAGCCAGUCACCCUGGACAUGAGGCACUCGCCGCCCUGCCACUCGUGGCUCAGCCUUCGCCUCUGCGACUCCAACGUCAUGUCCCGCUGGAGCAUCUGCUGCCAGGAGGAGAACGGGUUUCCCCCUGAGGAAGACGAGGAGGAGGAGCAAGAAAUGAGUAAAGGCUCUAUCCCCUCCCUGGACUCCCCUCAGUCUCUGGACGGAUGCUACUUCUCUCCCUCCCUGGUGACGGACUGGUUCUGGGGGGUGGUGAGCGAGGCUGUGGAGGAGCUGAGACGCAGCCCCCAGAGAGGCAUUCCCAGCCCGGACCGACUGGAGAGGAAUGGUCCCCUCACCACUAUCAUCCUCCAGGCUGGCUCUAGCCGGGUGCUGUACGACCUGCUGCCUGUGGUGUCGUUUCGUGGCUGGCCUGCAGUGGCUCAAGGCUGGCUGACUGCCAACCACUUCUGGGAUGGUAAAAUCACAGAGGAGGAAGCCAUAUCUGGCUUCUAUCUGCUGCCCUGCUGCUCCCCGCUGGGCGGUCGGCCCGACAGGGAGUGGAGGCUGGCGUUCUCACGCAGCGAGGUUCAGCUGAAGAAGUGCAUCCCUUACCCCAUGGCCCAGGCUUUCCAAGCAGCCAAAGCUGUGUUGUCUCGUAUCCUGGCUCGCCCACGCGCGGGCCUCAGCCUCUACCAUCUGCGGACCCUUCUCUUCUGGGCCUGUGACCGACUUCCUUCCGCCUAUCUGUCCUGCUCCGAUGCCGACACCCCUGGCCGCCUCCUCCUAGGCCUCCUGGAUGACCUGGCUCAUUGCAUCCUGGGUAAAAACUGCCCCAACUACUUCCUGCCCCAGUGCAACAUGCUGGAGCACCUCACAGACAGCCAGGCACUGCUCGUCGCCAGGAAACUGGCCCACGUGCGCUCGGAUCCCAGCGAGCACCUGCGGGCGGCCCUGGACCAAGCCCAGCAGGCGGGCCAGCUGAAGAAGGAGCUAACAGCGAGCACCAACGGCCACGGCUCCCCCGGGCACCACCCGGCCAACGGCAUCAUCUCCCCCUCGGAGGACAAGCUGGCACAGCGGCUGCAGCAGUUGGUCACCGAGAACCCUGGGAAAUCCAUAUCCGUCUUCCUCAACCCGGACGAUGUCACCAGGCCACACUUUCGCAUCGAUGACAAGUUCUACUGACGCAGACGUGCUGCAGAGGAGACGUGUGGAAAUGUGUGUGUCUCUGAGAUGUUUCAUCAGAGGCUUGGGGGAGUAAAAAAUCAGGCAGGUGUUUUUCUUCAAAAUCCUGCAAGCUGAACCCACUCCUGCUGUUCCCCAUCCCAACGCUGAACAAUGCAACUAAAAGCCUUGCUGCUUGACUGACUCUUCAAACCAAAAAACACACAUGUCCUACUACUGACAAAUGACGCCGACGUCGCACAACAGACACGAUGUCACCGAGCAGUUGCCACGGAGGCGGCCCUCUCCUAACGAGCUGGCCUUAACGAGACUUAUCAGCUGGUGCUACCAAGACGAGGGCCGGCUUUAGUGGUGUGUAAUAAGUCGUGCAAUGCAGCGUGCGUGCAUAUGUACACCUAAGGGUUUUCACAUAUUACUUAAAAUUCUAAAGACGGAGGGAGAAAAUCUCCUUGAUUGCUGCAUUUCUCUCCUUUUUAGUUUAGAUCAGAGCAGAGUGGCUGAUUUAGAAAAGAAAAAUCCAGGUGUGGCUGAUGUAACUGAAUGUAAUGUUGUGAGGCGAACUGCAGAGUCUAAACCAAGAAUCUCUUUUCUCUGUCAAAUACAUUAAUCCCUCUUUUUUUUUUUUUUGACCCCCACGCCUCGAUUUAUGGCAUCUUUUUGAUUUCAAACAAAAUCUUUCUCAGGUAUUCAUAAUGCUUAUCCUUUUUUAAUGUACACUGUAUGAUUCUUAAAGGUCUUAAACUAUAUUUCAAUGGCGCUUACAUUUCGUUGGGUAAUGGAAUGUACCAAAGAGCUGCGUUUGAGCGGUUUCGUAAAGAGAAACAUUCCUCUUACAUAUCCCUAAAUAUCUCAUUUUCAUCGUACGAAUGUUGAUUAACCUUUUCUCCUUCUGAGAGUCUGGUCACAUGAGCAUUAUAAAAUGGCAAAAGAAAAAUUGCGGCGAAAUCAAUUGAUUCCAAUGGAAUGGGUGGCGAUUAAGUGCUUGCGAGGCAAAGUAAAUUCUGACUUUUGAGGGAGUACCUUAGAGUCAAACAUGGAGGAAGCUAUUAGCUUAUUAGCUGUAUUGCAUCAUCCAAUUAUAUUUAACCUCCUCUGUUGGAGUACAAUCAGCCCCACGAAAGAGGCUUUGCAGACAGUUUGGAAACAGGAGUCAAUAGCCAUGUUUCCAUCCGCUCGUUUUUAUGCGUAGUAUCGGAUGAAAAAUGCCUCAUGGAAAUUCUGUAUGUUUUGUAUGUUCGAUCUCAUCAUCGGAUUUUCUCUUCACGGUAAACGGCUUAUGCGAUAUACACACCGAUGGAAGCGUGAUUUGCCGAAUAUAAAUAAAUUGCAGUCGUUGUUGUCUUAUUAUAGCUUGAUAUGUCGCUAUCAGCCGGCACAUAAGCACUAGUACAACUUGUGCAAUAUGAAUCAUUUGUAGUUAGACAGCGCGAUCCAUUUUGGCUAGCAAAGCUUUGUUCGCAAAUGGUAGCUCGAAUGUUGUGCGAUUCGGUAAAAAUGCAUUGAAACACCUUAAAAUGUCUCAAAUCUAUUCAAUAUACCAAUUUGAUUCAUGUGGCGUCAUUACGCACAGGUUUUUAUUCGCUUUAAAGCCGUUGGAUGGAAACACACUUUGGUAACCCUUUAC